Molecule: messenger RNA, 5122 nt
Organism: Anolis carolinensis (green anole)
Lineage: Eukaryota; Metazoa; Chordata; Lepidosauria; Squamata; Anolidae
Gene: nsun4
Product: NOP2/Sun RNA methyltransferase 4
Exons: 6
Coding region: 2061-3176 (371 amino acids)
Biological process (GO): rRNA methylation
Cellular component (GO): mitochondrial large ribosomal subunit
Molecular function (GO): RNA methyltransferase activity
Source: RefSeq, a predicted model, not a curated record
CGUUGCAGGAAGCUCUGAGCUUCGCCUCUAAAGACUGGUGUGUCUCCCUUCGGAAAGAACGGGCUGCUGGGGCUUCCAGCUUCCUCGCUUGCAGCUUCAUCCUCUCGCCUUGGACCUUUUGGGUGGCAGCUUUAGGCCAUGGGUUACCUUCUCGAGGCUUUUCCUAGGGUUUCCCUUCGUCUCAUCCUACAUUUCACUGCAAAAUCGAUGCAGUUUGGCACUAUUUGAAUUUCCAUGGCUCAAUGUUAUAGGAUCGCGGGAGCUAUAGUUUAAGCUCUGCCAAUGCUUGUUGAUGCCUCACCAAACCAUGAUUCCAUAAUAUUGAGCUCCAGCAGCUAACCUAAGUCGCUUUGAGUCUGUGUUGUCAAAGGCAUUCAUGGCCGGAAUCACUGGGUUGCUGUGAAUCUUUCGGGCUGUAUGGCCAUGUUCCAGAAGCAUUCUUUCCUGACGUUUCGCCUGCAUCUAUGGCAGGUAUCUGCACAUAAUAUGCAGACUAAUUCAACCAGAGAAAAUGUAUUGUUGAAGGCUUUCAUGGCCGGAAUCAUUGGGCUGCUGUGAGUCUUUUGGGCUGUAUGGCCAUGUUCCAGAAGCAUUUUCUCCUGAUGUUUUGCCCACAUCUGUGGCAGGCAUACUCAAAGGUGUGAGGUCUGUUGGGAACUAGGCAAGGGAGAUGUAUCUAUUGGGCUCACUACACACUACAUCAAGGACUCAGCCCACUUCAUAGAAAAAAAUCAGCAAGCUCAACUCCAACGACAAACUGAUCAGUUUCAAUGUGGUGCCUCUAAUUGCCAAGAUCCCGGUAUUAGACACCAUCACACAAAUCAAUCAGAAUUUCCCAGAAGACAUGACAGCCCUGUUUUACCGUUGCCUCACCAAAAGCUACUUUCAAUGGGACAAUGAAUUCUAUGAACAGAAAGAUGGAGUAGCCAUGGGGAGCCCUCUCAGUCCUGUCAUAGCAAAUUUCUACAUGGGACAUUUUGAAAAACAAGCCCUGGAAACAGCAACAAAAAGCCUACUAUAUGGUUCAGAUAUGUGGAUGACACCUUCACAUUUGGAGCCAUGGAGAAGAAGAACUAAACAAGUUCCUGGACCACCUCAGCAGCAUCCACCCAACAUCCAAUUCACCAUGGAAAAAAGAAAGGAAAACUGCCUUUUCUACAUGUCCUAGUCAUCCGUAACCCCAGUCAACAAUUGGGCUAUAUAGUCUAUGCACACAGAUAAAACUACUUACAUAAAAAUACCAACCAUCACCCAAGUCAAAAAAGAAGCACAAUGAAGGCCCUUUUAAACCGUGCAAAAUGAAUCUGCGAAGCCCACCUCCUCCAAAGUGAACUAACCCACCUAAACUGAGCUCUACAGGCUAAUGGAUUCUCCGCCACAGACAUCAGACGAGCAGCAAGAUCAGGAACAAGCCAUGAGAGAAAAGACAAAGAUCCACCCAGAGGAAAAGUGUUCUUACCAUACAUCAAGGGAACCACUAACUGCAUAGGGAAGCUGAUGAAGAAACAACCUGCAAACUAUCUACAGACCCACUUAGAAAAUCCAACAAAUGUUACAUUCAGCGAAGGACAAGAGGGAUCCUCUCACCUCUGCAGGAAUCUACCGUAUACCAUGCAGCUGUGGACAAGUCUACAUAGGGACCACCAAACGCAGCAUUGCCCAAACAUGAAUCAAGGAACAUGAAAGGCACUGUAGACUCACUCAACCAGAGAAGUCAGCCAUAGCAGAGCCCUUGAUGAACCAACCUGGACACAGCAUAUUAUUUGAGAACACAGAAACGCUGGACCACUUUAACAAUCACUAUGUCAGACUACACAGAGAAGCCAUUGAAAUCCACAAGCAUGUUGACAAUUUCAACAGAAAGGAGGAAACCAUGAAAAUGAACAAAAUCUGACUACCAGUAUUUUUAAAAAACUCUAAAACCAGGACAGUAAAUAAAGAACAACACUCAGAAAACAGGAGAAUUCCAGACAGAAAACAAUCAGGGCCAACUAACAUCUCUCAGCAAAGGAUUCUCCCAGGCAAUAAGCAGCCAGACCUUGAAGCUGCAAGGCUUUUCAAUGCUAAUCAAGGCAGCCACUACUCCUCGGAUAUCUUCCAUCAGGUUGGCUCUGCAGAUCUUUGACAUGAACUACGGGGCACAGUUUGGCAGUCUUUGGCCUUCAAUCCGCAUCAGUCUCCUGUCUGAGCAGAAAUAUGGUGCUCUUGUCAACAACUUUUCUGAUGUGCUGCAGAUAACCCAGCAACUGGAAGACUUGAAUGCAACGGAUUUCAUCUGGGAAUCUAAAACAGUAGUACAGGAACCUGAUUCUAUAGCUCAGUUAGGUGCCAGUGAAUUAUCCUCUGCCUCAGAAACUCAGACUGAGCUUUCCCUGCAACAAGAGCAGCCUGUUCCUUCCCUCAGUCCCAACAUCAAAUGCUACACAUUUCCCAAAGGAGACAUCAGCAUUUUUCAUCCAGCCAAGCCAGAUGUGAUAGGAAUCCUGGGUUACUAUCUCCUUGAUGCUGCAUCAAUCUUGCCUGUCUUGGCUCUCAACAUACAGCCGGAUGACCUAGUUCUUGAUCUUUGUGCAGCACCUGGAGGGAAGACAUUAGCCCUUCUACAGACUGGGUGUUGUAGAGGGCUGGCUGCCAAUGAUCUUUCAACUUCUCGCACUCGUCGGCUUAAUGACAUUCUUCAUAGAUACCUUCCACAAGAGCUCCAAAAAGUAGUACGGGUUACAUCGUGGGAUGGAAGGAAGUGGGGUGAGCUGGAGACAAGUACUUUUGACAGGGUGCUUGUAGAUGUGCCUUGCACAAAUGAUCGACACUCACUCAGGGAAGAGGAUAACAAUAUUUUUAUGCGCAUGAGAAAAGGCGAGCGUCAGAACUUGCCCAGGCUACAACUGGAGUUGCUUGUAGCUGGAAUCCUUGCUGCCAAACCAGGUGGGGAAGUGGUCUAUUCAACAUGCUCCUUGUCUCAGCUUCAGAAUGAGUAUGUGAUCGAGAGAGCUGUGGAAUUAAUGGCAAUCCAAUAUCAGAUUGAAGUACAGGUUGAAGACUUGAGCUAUUUUCGGAAGUUGUUCCAGAGCACGUUUUCUUUCUAUCCAGAUUGCAGACUCGGGGAACUUAUUCUUCCUCACCUCACAGCUAAUUUCGGACCCAUGUAUUUUUGUAAAUUGCGUAGGAUGAGUUAGAAUGGACAGUACAUGGCACGACAGAAGGGAAACUAUCCAUCUUUUCAUGCCUUUUAAAAAGUUAAAGCUGUAAUGGCAUUUGCAAAAAAAGCCUGAAACUUCUUGUGUUAUCAGCAACAUUUGUGGACCUGUGUGUACCCCUUACUUGAUUUUUGUGAAUGCAGUGGAAAAUAAUCCUUAACCUCACAUGGAGGGGAUAGUUGUUAAACAAGCAUUGCCCAACAUUUACAGAUAUUUGUAAAACAUUACGUAGCCACCAUUGUGGUCAGUAUACUUCAUGAGUAUGGGUUGAGUAUCCCUUAUUUGUAAUUCUGAAAUCUGAAAUUGGUCAUAUGGGUAUUUGAGAUACUGAUGCUUUUACUUUCUGGUGCUCAAUUUGCCCUGGUUUUUUUUCUACAAUAUUUUCUUCAGGUGAUGUGUGAAACAUAAAUUAUUUUCGUAUUGAAAUUUGGGUUCCAUCUUCAGUGUAUCUAAUCAUGUGUAUAUAUGCAAAUACAGGUAUUCCAAAAUAUUAAAAAAUCUAAAUCUAAAACACUACUUGUCCCAAGCAUUUGGGAUAAGGGAAGCACAACCUGAAUGAUAUAUGCAUUGCAUGUUUAUGUGCUUGCAAGUCCUCUGUUUACAUAAUGACAACCCCCAUUAAUUUCAUACAGUGUUUUAAGACAAGGAAUAUCUCAGGGAGCUUGUCAUGACCUUCUUCUGAAACUCUUCCAUUUAGGGAUUAACCAGACCAAGGUUAUAUUUCUAGAUCCCUCCCAAGAAUUCUUUUUUUCACUACUAUGUAGUAAUACUUUUCUACCACUGCAAUAGUUCCUCUUACCAGAAAAGUUUUAAAAAGAUAAAGAUGUUUAUGAAGACUGAAUAGGUUUUCAGUCAGUGCUAACACCAGUAACAACAAAAAUAAUAGUAUGCUGGCUUCUGGAACAAGUCAGUGUGAUUUGUAGAACAUCAGCCUGCAGAAGUCCUCAGUUAUUAUGGAAGAUGGCUAAUCUUUCAUGUACUUAGGGCAUGCAUAAACCUUUGAAUAUGGUCUAACGGUUUAAAGUGAAAAUUUUCACCACAAAGGAUCUCUUGUCUUUUUCUCUCCAUGCUUGUUUAGAACAAACUUCUUGAUGAACAACCAUUCCACUGUACUCAGAAUUUAAGUGCAUCAAGAAAACAUGUUGGAAAUUAUAUGCAUUUAAUUAGAUAUAGUUAAACCAGAGCCCAAACCCUUCUAUACUAUUGUAUGGAAGGCAACAAGGAAAAAUCUGAGCCAUGGUCUAACUAGGUUUGUUCCUAAUGAGGCGUCUACACAUUCUCUUGAAUGGUUAGAAGUCAGAGGCUCUGCCUUUCUUACACGGAAACGGAAGAAUUUGUAUCCCAUCGUUUUCCCAUCCCAAAUGCAAGGCGGUUCACAAAGGUUUAAACUGAUUGAGCUUUUAUUCCUCCAUGUGUUCUGUUUUAUAAAGUGGCCUCUCAUGACGGCCUUACUGGCCUCCCAUACCGUUUGGGUCGAGAUUCCUGGGGUUGUAUUGAUUUUAAAAUAUUCCUUCAAUAUAAGUUUAUUUUUCUCUAUGUCUUCUUCUGAUUUUAAUAGUAGAUCAUUUAACCUCCAUUUCCCUGGUUUUUUACUUUCAUGUAUUAUAAAUUUUAUUGGGCAAUGAUCCGAAUGAGUUCUAGCUAAUAUUUCCAUUUUGGAUAUUUUAGUUGAGAGGCAAUUUGAGAUCCAUACCAUGUCUAUUCGUGACCAAACAUGGUGUCUGUCAGGAAAAAAAGUAUAGUCUCUUUCCUGUGGGUGGUGGGAUCUCCAUACAUCUUGUAAAUCCACUUCCUGUUGCAGAUUGAUAAAGUUUUUUGGUAGAUUCUCUCCCCCCCUUUUUACUCUUUCUUUUUGUGUCUUUUGUUUUAUCUAUAUCCACGUUCAUCACUCCAUUAAAGUCACCCAAUAAAAUCAAGUUUUCAAA